Messenger RNA from Acanthoscelides obtectus, 1002 nucleotides. NCBI's taxonomy places the organism in Eukaryota, Metazoa, Arthropoda, Insecta, Coleoptera, Chrysomelidae. The record is from the annotation of a GenBank genome assembly.
AUGGGAAAACUUUUAACUGGAAGAAGUCUCAAAGAAAGACUUAUAUUGAAGCGUCAAAAUGUUCGAAGAAAAUUGUAUCAACUGAAACAUGGAGAAAUGUUACAAGAAGCCUUGUACAAUCCCAUUACAAAACAUUUGAGAAGUAUCGAAUCUAAACUUCAAAAUAAUACCAACACGGUACCUGGUACCUCACCACCACCACCACCACCAACAUCACCACGUUCCUAUACAGUAGCUGAAGCUGAUAUAAGGCCUGAAACAAAACUAUUCGCAUCUAAUGAAGGGGGGCAGCAUGGGAAACUCCUAAAGCUAUGUCUGAAGCACGAAGACAAUGAUUCGACUGGAUCGGGUAAUGAUAAUGUUGCUAAUAGAAACAGAUUUGAUGAUAUUGCAGAAAAGUCAUUUACUGAAUACUUAGAACAAUAUGAGGACCCGUUACCUAGAAAAUACAUUAGUGAAAUGUAUGCAGACAAAAAUAAUCGAGAAUUUGAUCAUAAGUAUGGCGUCAGGCUGGAUGACACUAUAGAACAAUUUAUGAUUGGUGAUUCUAAACUAGACUUCAAUGGUGCUGAUAUAUAUGUGAAAGGUAAACGGUACAAGGGUAGUCAAGGCUUAUACGAAUUGUUAUUUAGAAAAUAUCCCAACAUGAAUUUCUGCAGUUCUGACGAUGUCAAUACCUACAGGCAAAUUGUAUAUAAAACUAAUGCCCACAGAAAGUACUACAGAUCUAAUACUCAAUUGGAUGGGAGUAAACUACAAAAAUAUAAAAAAAUCAUAGCACCUCCUUUAAAAAUGGGCCAAGGAUUAAUGAACAAUAAAAAUAUUACCACGACAAUGGAAUAUUCUAGCAAUGAUAAGGAUUAUAUAUACUGGGAUGAUCCUAAUGAACUUGUAAGUCGUCUACGCUUAUUGAUUGCAUCACAGGCUGCCGGUCACUCAGGUCAUGGUAAUGAGAUUAAUUCGCUAGUUGAGGAAUUAAGGGAAAGUAAAUAUAUUGAAUAA